Messenger RNA from Oldenlandia corymbosa var. corymbosa, 2197 nucleotides. Lineage: Eukaryota; Viridiplantae; Streptophyta; Magnoliopsida; Gentianales; Rubiaceae. The record is from the annotation of a GenBank genome assembly.
GUUAUAUCAUAAUAAGAUUUAAUCACAGUAAAUUCCAGUUUAUAUAAUAACAUUAAAAAUACCUAAGGCCAAAAAAAAAAAAAAAAGGAGUAGAUGAUGAGUGUCCACUUUUGCCUUUACUGACAUGGGAGUUUUUGGACAUUUAUGCACUGUGACUGUUGCCAGAGACCCAUUAUUUUUCAUCCACUGCGCUCUCCCCCACUCUGCUCAACACACACACACACACUCACACACUACCCCUAUCUAUCUUCAUGUCACUCACCCAGCCACCUGUAACUCUUCAGUAAUCACCGCCACCUCACCGGAAAUCGACAACCCGACAACCCAAAAAUCAUACAUUGAGGAAGAAGAAGAAGAAGAGGAAAAAAAAGAGUUUCAGGGGAAGGGAAAAUAUAAAAUGUCUUCUUCUUUAGGCCUACUGCUUCUGCUUCUCUCAGCUGCCGGCUUGUUACUAUUGCAGCCGGUGGAGUCCAUCGGAAUUAACUACGGUCAGGUGGCAAACAACCUCCCUUCCCCUGAGAAUGUGGUCCCACUGGUGAAAUCCAUGGGGGCAACCCGAAUCAAGCUCUACGACGCGGAUCCCAAAGUGCUCAAGGCCUUCGCCAACACCGGCGUCGAGUUCAUCGUCAGCAUCGGCAACGAGUAUUUGGGCAAGAUUUGCCGGGACCCGAAACAAGCUCAGGCCUGGAUCAAGACCAACGUCCAACCUUACCUCCCCGCCACCAAAAUCACCGCCAUCGCUGUCGGCAACGAGGUCCUCACCUACAACGACACCGCCCUCUCCGGCAGCCUCUUCCCCGUCAUGCAAUCCGUUUACUCCGCCCUCGUCGACCUCAACCUCCACAACCAAAUCUGCGUCACCACCGCCCACAACCUCGGCAUCCUCCAGACUUCUUACCCGCCCUCUGCCGGCAAAUUCCGGCCGGAUCUAGUCCCCUGUUUGACCGCCAUUGUUAAUUUCCACCUCAAGACCGGCUCCCCUUUCCUCAUCAAUGCUUACCCUUAUUUUGCUUACAAGGGAUCCCCAAAGCAAGUCUCUCUGGAUUUCGUCCUGUUUCAGCCCAGCUCCGGCGUACUGGAUCCGGUCUCCAAACUCCAUUACGACAACAUGCUUUUCGCUCAGGUCGACGCCGUUCACGCGGCCUUGGAAUAUCUGGGGUUUAAGAAGGUUUGUGUACAGAUCUCCGAGACCGGGUGGCCGUCAAAAGGGGAUUCUGACGAGCCCGGUGCGACGCCGGAAAAUGCAAAGAUUUACAACGGCAAUUUAUUGAAGCUGAUUUCAUCUAGAAAGGGGACACCCAUGAGGCCCGAUACCAAUUUGAACAUCUACUUUUUUGCUCUGUUCAAUGAGAACAUGAAACCCGGCCCGACUUCUGAGAGGAACUACGGGUUUUUCAAACCCGAUGGUUCCCCAGCUUACGCUCUAGGAUUCAACGGAACCAGCUUCUCCUCCGGCGGCAGCAGUAGCAGUAGUUCUAAUAGCUCCGGCAACUCGCAGCCUUCCUUGUCGCCUCCGGCCAGCUCUUCCAAUGGAUACUUGGCUAUAACCUCCAAUGCCGUGGUAAGGUUUCCAACACCCUUUUCCGUUUUUUUUGUUGUUGUUGUUUUUUGGGUGCAAUUAAUUAUUACUGUAUUAGUUAAUUAAUUGAUGAAAUAAAUAUCUUUUCUUUUUCUCGUGUUCUUUUUGUUUCAUUUGGUGGAAGAAAAAUUGGUCGCCCCAUGGGCCGCCGCAGGUUUCCUAACUGUUAAUCUCAAUCUGUUAAUCUCAAUCAUAACUAUUAAUGUGAAAGACCGAAAAAGAAAUUAAAAAAAUAAAAUAAAAAAUGAAACUAAUCCCUUCGUUUCUGUUUUUUAUGGUUCAGGGAAAACGUGAUCUUCAGCAGAGGCAACAAUUGCGCUUGUUCCUCAUCAUAUCUCUGCUACUCGUCUUGGCCAUUCACCUCCCAUUAGAUCAUUCUUAAACUUAGAAUUGCCUCUGUUCUCUUAUUCUAAAAUGAUAUAUGUGUAUUUGUUGGCGGAGUGCUCGGAGAUAGUAUUGAUUAGAUGAGUAUUUUUUUUUUUUAGUUUUUACUGGGCAUUUUGCUUCAAUCGCCAAUUUGUUAUUUGUUGUAGUUUAAAGUUAUCUUUUCCCCCACUCUCUUUAGCCAACAGGAACCCAAAAAAAAAUUAAAAAAGAACCUUAAUCGAUGUACUCCAC